AUCGUGUGACUGCAGUCACUGAAGUCACACAACGGUGCGCUGUUCCGUAGAAAUAGUUAACACCUUUGUUGUUUUUUAUAUAUGUAGGUAUUACUGAUAGUUAUUAAUAAUAAUUAAUUAACAGAGGUACAGUACAACCGAGUCGGUCGUAGUGUCUAAUAGAAUAUCAAUUACAACAACAAUUAAUAUCAAAAAGAUUUAAUUUGCUAAGGACAAGUGAAAUAUGGAUUCAGAACAAUCUGGAAGAGAAAAUGGACACAAGAAAACUUCUGGAAAAAUUGCUGAAGGCGUAUUGAAGGGACAAACAAGUUAUUAUAUAAAGCAGGGAUCUAAAUAUGCAACAAAAUUUAAUUCGUCAAAAUCGUGUGCGAUAAGUGUGCUGGAUACCUCUAUAAAGGGUAAAAAAAACUGGGUGAUACGAUUUGACAAACCGCAUUUGGGAAAGGUCCCUUAUGAUCACAUUAAUAUCAAUCCUAAAAUAUCGGGUAUAAAAGAUCCACAUAUUCCGUUACCACCUGGCGGUUUAGCGGCAGCUGAAGGAGCAUCUAAAUUUUUUACAGCUGUUAAUAAGGUAGCAGGACCGGUAGCUUUAAUGAUGGAUGGAUAUCAAGUUGGAUCUUCCAUAGGUGAAGACUAUAAAAAUGGCACAACUCGAAACACAGUAGAAACAGUUGCCAACAUUAGUGGUACAUGGGGUGGUGGAUGUGGAGGUGCAGUUGCAGGAGCUACGAUAGGCUCUGCAAUUUUUCCCGGAGUCGGCACUAUAAUUGGUGGAGUAAUCGGUGGAAUUGGAGGAGGUAUAGGAGGAGCUUUGGGUUGUUCAGCAUUAACAAAGACAAUUGGCGACAAGUACGAGUAUGGAAUAGAGGAAAUUGUCUGUAAAAACUGUUGUGAAAAGUUUAAAUGGAAGAGAUAUUUAGACAAAUUUCCGUUGUGUCCAAAAUGUUUGUAACCUCUUGAAUGUAGGUACGAACAGUGGACACAUUGGUAUACACGUCUGGAUAGCCACGCUCACAACCGAAGCCCCAAGACACAAUACCGGCAAGAAUACCAUCAACUACCAUCGGACCGCCUGAAUCCCCACGACAGACGUCCGCUUCUCCAUUACUGGCAGUAGCACACAACAUGUGUGAUUGCUACUAAAUAAGUAGGAAGCGAACUCCAUGCUGUCACAAGACCAGAAGUACCUGAAGGCCAACUGGUGCCAGAAGAGGGAAGUUUAACUGAAGCAACGAAACUAUCUUCAGUCAAAAUUGUCAAUAGUCGCAAGAUGGAGAUGUCGUAGUCGAUUGUGUUGCCGUUAUAGCUGGGAUGAAUGUAGAUUCCAGAAACAUUUGAUGUUUGACCACCGGAGCCGGGAGUAGAGGUUCCAGCACGAAUCAGAAGCGACUUAGCAGACAUUCUAGAUAAAAAAAAAAGAAAGGAUUUAUUACAAAAUUAGAAGAUGAGGACAUGCACUUUUCAGUGAUUAACCGAUUAACAGAGCGAAUAUACAGGGUUAUUCACAAGAGGCUUUAUACUUUUUAAAUAAUUUACGACGCAACCAGAAAUAUAAUUUCAAAACCAUCUUUGAUAUUACAUAGCAUAUUUUUUUAUUUAAGUAACACAUACAAUAGUGUAAUAACAUCGACGUAGUGUCAGAUACUAUCAUGUUAAAACUGACAUUUCGUCGAAACGAUGAUGCGAUUUUGAUAGAUGGUGAAUGGUUUACUACAUUACUAGAAUUAGACAUUAAUAAAUUUUGUGGCGUUUGUGUCCAGAAUGCAAAAGUAAGUACCUACUUAUGUCGUGUAUCUGCAAAUUCCAAUAUAUUUAUAGUUAUGUUAAUUCCAAAAGAAAAAUAUAUGCCUCUGUUUGAGCGAACUUGCAAAUACCCAGAAUAUUUUCUGCUUCUAUUUUUAAAAUUUCUAGUUCUAGUAUUUUUGUAUGUGCUUCAUGAUUGCAGAGAUUGAAAAAUAACAUCUUUAUAUCUAUUAAAUAUUGAAAAUCGUUAUUGGCGUUUCAUGCAAUUCAUUACUAUAUAUAUAUAUAUAUAUAUAUAUAUACAGUGGACGCCGCUUAAUGUGAUCACUUUGGGACUCAGACAAAUUGAUCACACUAACCGACUGAUAACAAUAAGCGAAAACCACCAUCAGAGACAGGAAAACUUGAAACAAAUCAAAAUCAUGAACAAGAGAGUGUUCAUUAUGCUGGUAAAUGAAGGUACAUAAACAUUAGAAUUUAUUUUUAAUUUUGGUUAUCAUUCUGAGAAAGGGACUCUUGAUUUCCAUUGGUUAUUUUAGAAAAAACGGGCUGAAAUUUUUUUUUCUCUGAUAAGCUGAGAUCUCGUCGUUUUGACGUGCUCAUUUUUACAUAAGUACUACUCAAAUUUAAAACAGGAAAAAUUCGUUCAUUCAAAAUACGAAAACGCGCUGAUUACUAAAGUCUGUCACUGAUUGUGGCUCUAUAAAGUGAGUAGUAUAAGCGAAUGUAUCUUUUGAGAGCAAUAAAAGUUCAUUAAAAACAAUAGUACUUUCAAUCGUCUCGUUUCUUCAAAAAAGCUUGUAUAAGAAUUGAGAGAUUGAUCACAAUAAGCGAAAUAUUGAUCACAAUAAACGGAAAAACUGUAAUGCAUUGGUAUUGCGUGGGCCCGUUCCAAGCCAUUUUGAUCACACUAAGCGGUUGAUAACAUUAACCGUGAUCAUAUUAAGCGGCGUCUACUGUAUAUAUAUUAUGUUUAUUGCUCACCAAAUCUGUUUACUUUAUCUACACAUCUUAAAACUGUUCACUUGUUCUUAUCUAUCAGACAUCUUUAAAUAAUCACAUAUUUGUCCUCUAAAAAAGUAAUAAACGUGUCACUGAAA
Zophobas morio is the source of this 2843-nucleotide messenger RNA. RefSeq lists its product as uncharacterized. The transcript is spliced from 6 exons. NCBI's taxonomy places the organism in Eukaryota, Metazoa, Arthropoda, Insecta, Coleoptera, Tenebrionidae. The coding region runs from base 224 to 952 and encodes 242 amino acids. The record is from RefSeq and is a predicted model, not a curated record.